This is a messenger RNA of Aspergillus clavatus NRRL 1, 498 nucleotides long. Its product is annotated as DNA-directed RNA polymerase II core subunit RPB11. Gene Ontology annotation, biological process: transcription by RNA polymerase II. NCBI's taxonomy places the organism in Eukaryota, Fungi, Ascomycota, Eurotiomycetes, Eurotiales, Aspergillaceae. The transcript has 4 exons. The coding region runs from base 1 to 498 and encodes 165 amino acids. Gene Ontology annotation, cellular component: RNA polymerase II, core complex. The record is from RefSeq and is a predicted model, not a curated record. Gene Ontology annotation, molecular function: protein dimerization activity; DNA binding.
AUGAGCCCCAAAAAGCAAUUCAUGCUUCCCAACGAGAUGGCCUACGCCCGUUGGAAGCAUGCUAGUGGCGGUCCUCGUACCACUGGUCAGACUUCUAUCAAUGUUGAUAGCGACCAGCCACACAGCUUCGAAUCUUUUGUUCUCUCCCCUGGCGAGGAGAAAGUUGAGGUUCAGACCGACACUCGCAUCCCGUCUACUGCUAUCUUCACCUUCAACAAGGAGGACCACACUCUUGGCAACCUCCUCCGCUCUCGUCUUCUGCAGAGCCCUCAUGUUCUUUUUGCUGGUUACAAGAUCCCCCAUCCUCUGGUUCCUAAGUUUGAACUUCGUAUCCAAACCGAUGGUGAGGUCACUCCCAAGGAUGCUCUGCUUGCCGCUUGCCACGACCUCGUUAAGGACCUGGGUAUUCUUUCCCGCGAGUUCACCAAGGAGUUUGAGCUGCGUAAGAUGGUGGGUGCUGCCCAGCAGCAGCAGAACGGUGCCACUGACGGCGCUUGA